UCUCUUUCUUUCUUCCAUCCUAAUAAACCAAAAGAAGAGCCGUCGCAAAGAACACCACAGAGAAGAAACAUUAGAAUUCAUUCUGCUCGUCCGAUCCUGAUCAGAUGGCGCGAGUUGCGAUGAGCUGUUCCGCCCUCUUGGCACAAAGGAGGGGAAUCUCUGCUGCCAUAGCCGCCAUCGAUGUCUCCGCGAAGAAAGUCGAGGAGAAAGCGGUUAAGCUCGGCGCGACAGCAACGGCUACCACCACGGAGGACAAGACGGCCUUCUGGGAGCCAGACCCGAAGACAGGCGACUACAGGCCAGUGACUGGCACCAAGGAGGUCGACCCAGCUGACCUGCGCGCCGAGAUGCGGAAACAGAGGUUGCUGCACCAGUAAUGCACCCAAAGCUACGCCUCCAGGUUCACGUUUGUGCACCUCAAUGUACAGCGAAGAAACAUUGACGGACGAACUAACUAUUUAAGCGCCAUGUCGAGAUGAGGAAUUUUAAGGAAACAAUUCAAAUGCUCUAUGCAGAUAUCAUACUAUGCUGAAAUCUAUGAUGUUCAUUGCAGCAGAGAAAACUAGAGAUUCUUUGUCCUGA
Lolium perenne is the source of this 582-nucleotide messenger RNA. Lineage: Eukaryota; Viridiplantae; Streptophyta; Magnoliopsida; Poales; Poaceae. The record is from RefSeq and is a predicted model, not a curated record.